This is a messenger RNA of Penicillium canariense, 2349 nucleotides long. RefSeq names its product 1,4-alpha-glucan branching enzyme GLC3. Gene Ontology annotation, molecular function: hydrolase activity, hydrolyzing O-glycosyl compounds; cation binding; 1,4-alpha-glucan branching enzyme activity. Bases 1 to 2349 code for a protein of 782 amino acids. The transcript has 8 exons. Gene Ontology annotation, cellular component: cytoplasm. Gene Ontology annotation, biological process: glycogen biosynthetic process. Lineage: Eukaryota; Fungi; Ascomycota; Eurotiomycetes; Eurotiales; Aspergillaceae. The record is from RefSeq and is a predicted model, not a curated record.
AUGCGGUCCGGUGUGCAGAAGCGGCCUCGAAGUGUUGAGGUGGUACCGCGCCAGGCCAGGAACGGCGGAGAGCUGGCCAUCGCCCCAAAACCGGAUUCCCGUCCAGAACCGCAGAGGCCCGAGCUCCCCGCAUUUCCACAGCGCAAUCGCAGCUCACCAGCCAAUCAGUCAAGCUCCUCGCAAACGCUGAGAUGCGGGAUAAACGUUGAGGGGCUGGCCACCUCCUCUCUUUCUCUCUUUCCUCCAACUCUCUGCAAUACACACGAAAUGGCAUCCAUCACUGAAACUCCCGCCGACGGAACAGGUGUCAUCCAGCUCGACCCGUGGCUGGAACCGCAUCGCGAUGUGCUGAAGCAUCGCUAUAGCUUGGUCGAAAAGUGGGCCAAUGCCAUCAACGAAUCCGAGGGCGGUUUGGACAAAUUUAGCAAGGGCUAUGAAUUGUUCGGUCUCAAUGCACAGCCCAAUGGCGACAUCAUUUAUCGGGAAUGGGCGCCCAAUGCGGUGGAGGCGUCGCUGGUCGGCGAUUUCAACAACUGGGAUAUCAAUGCCAACCCCAUGGCGAAAAACAGUUUCGGCGUGUGGGAAGUGACGGUGCCCGCGAAGAACGGCGGCCCGGCGAUUCCCCAUGACAGCAAGAUCAAGGCAAGCCACUCAAAAAUCAAGAUCACCAUGGUUCUCCCUGACGGCGAGCGCAUCUAUCGCAUCCCAGCAUGGAUCAAGCGGGUAGUCCAGGACCUCAGCGUCUCUCCAGACUACGACGCCGUCUUCUGGAACCCGCCCGCCAACGAGCAAUACAAAUUCCAACACUCGCGGCCGAAGAAGCCGGAGAGUUUGCGUAUUUAUGAGGCGCACGUCGGUAUCUCCUCGCCCGAGACGCGGGUCGCCACGUACAAGGAGUUCACUAAGAACAUGCUGCCACGCAUCCAGUACCUUGGCUACAACGCCAUCCAGCUGAUGGCCAUCAUGGAGCACGCCUACUAUGCCAGCUUUGGGUACCAGGUUAACAACUUCUUCGCGGCGAGCAGUCGCUAUGGGUCCCCCGAGGAUCUGAAGGAGCUCAUUGACACAGCGCAUAGUUUGGGGCUGGUGGUGCUGCUGGAUGUGGUGCACAGCCAUGCGUCGAAGAACGUGCUGGACGGGAUCAACAUGUUUGAUGGAUCCGACCAUCUUUAUUUCCAUGCGGGUGGCAAAGGUCGGCAUGAGCUGUGGGAUAGCCGGCUAUUUAACUACGGGCACCACGAGGUGCUGCGCUUCCUUUUGAGUAACCUGCGCUUCUGGAUGGAGGAGUAUCAGUUCGAUGGUUUCCGGUUCGACGGUGUUACCAGCAUGCUUUAUUUGCACCACGGUAUUGGAACAGGCUUUUCUGGUGGCUACCACGAGUACUUUGGCCCUUCUGUGGACGAAGAGGGUGUCACUUACCUGACCCUUGCUAACACAAUGCUGCACAACCUCUUCCCUGAGGUCAUUACUGUCGCAGAAGACGUCUCCGGCAUGCCAGCCCUGUGCAUUCCGCACUCGUUGGGCGGCGUCGGCUUCGACUACCGACUCGGCAUGGCAAUCCCCGACAUGUACAUCAAGCUGCUGAAAGAGAAGGAAGACAGCGAGUGGGACUUGAGUAACAUUGCCUUUACGCUGACGAACCGCCGCCAUGGGGAGAAGACCAUUGCCUAUGCUGAAAGCCACGACCAGGCACUGGUCGGUGACAAAUCUCUCAUGAUGUGGCUCUGCGACAAAGAACUAUACACAAACAUGUCUGUCUUGACCGAGUUCACCCCCAUCAUCGAGCGCGGCAUGGCCCUGCACAAAAUGAUCCGCCUCGUUACCCACGGCCUCGGCGGCGAGGGCUGGCUCAAUUUUGAGGGCAACGAAUUCGGACACCCAGAAUGGCUCGACUUCCCCCGCGAAGGCAACGGCAACUCCUUCUGGUACGCCCGGCGCCAACUCAACCUGACCGAAGACCACCUGCUGCGGUACAAGUUCCUGAACGAAUUCGACCGGGCGAUGCAGCUGACUGAGGCCAAGUACGGCUGGCUGCAUGCUGCGCAGGCGUACAUCAGUCUCAAGAAUGAGAGUGACAAGGUACUUGUCUUUGAACGGGCCGGGCUACUGUGGAUCUUCAAUUUCCACCCCACGGAUAGCUUCACAGAUUAUCGCGUUGGCGUGGAUGUACCUGGCACGUAUCGGAUUGUCCUUGAUACGGAUGACCCGACAUUUGGAGGGUUUGGGAGGAACGUCAAGGAAACAAGGUUUUUCACAACGGAUAUGCCGUGGAAUGGGCGGGCGAACUUCACGCAGGUGUACAUUCCGACUAGGACUGCUUUGGUCCUUGCAUUGGAAGACACGCUGUAG